AUGGAUGAAAAUGUUCACAAUAGUACAAAGCUAGAUAUCGAAGGUGUUAGGCAGCAAUCCGCAAGCGAGGCAUUGCGUGCUGAAGGUGAUCGAAAGGAAAGCUACAGGAAACUAGGCGAACCGGACGUUAACAGGAACGGGUUUGACGGCGGUCUAGGUGUGACGACCACCCGUACGGAUAACAACAGCCUUCGGAUGCCGCGUGAGAACGGAACCGGUGCCAAGGACGGUGAGGAGGAACGGAUGCUUAACGGUGGUGGACUAGACCAAGCACACCGCGGUGAUGGCGAACCGACUGAGAAGGACAAGCUUGCCCAGAAGGAGGUAGAGGUGAUGUUUAUCCCGUCGCAGAAUGGGGACGCCCGUAUUGACAUGGAACUGGAGAAUCAGCAAGCACUCACCGGCAUGACCAAGGAUGAGUUGAUGAAGUACGCGAACGAUCCGUUUUGGGUGCGACUUCGUUGGCUGCUGUUCGUACUGUUCUGGGCUUUGUGGGGUGCCAUGUUGCUCGGUUCGUUCUACAUCAUCUACGAUGCGCCCAAAUGUGCGGCACCAGUGCCAUUGUCCUGGUGGCAGGAGGGUCCUUUGGUUGAGCUGGAUAGUGAACAGUACGCGGACCAACUGCCCGAGGCAGAGCGAUACGGUGCGAAGGGUGUGAUCUAUCAUUUGCCGGCGGACGAAACGUACCUAGUCCAUACUGCUGCCGUACAGGGCAAAGUGAAGCAGGUCGUCAGCACGUUCGGCUCCAAAAACAUCAAGGUCAUUGUGGACAUUACACCGAACUUUGUUACGAAGAAUGAUGCGCUGUUCCAGGAGGCACUGCAGCACCCGGACAGUGCGGCAUACUCCGCAUUCGUUUGGCGCGAACCCGUACUUAAACCACCGAACUGGUUGUCCAUUGCCGAGGAAGGUAGCGCUUGGAAGAAUGCGUCCAACAACCAGUACGUGCUGUCCCAGUUCGGACCGGAUCGGUUCGAUCUGCAGUUUGGUGAGCGGGCCGCUCGUGACAAGCUGAAGGAAGUGCUGCAUGUCCUACUCGGGCUUGGCGUACGUGGUGUCCGUUUGGCUAAUGCGAAACAUCUACUAAUCAACCGUGACGGGGGCAACGAAUCACCAAUGAAUCUCGAGGAAGCGGAUAAAUCACUAACCCACACCGAUUAUGGCUUCUGGUCGCACAAGGAAACGACGUACCGCGAGGGACUGGGCGAGCUGUUCCACGAGCUAACCGAACUCGUACAUCAGCAGACUGACGGUGAAGCUUUCCUGUCCGUGACGGAAGAUAUCCUACGGCCGGAGGUAUACUCCGUGAACGGUACGCUACCGAUCGACGCACCGCUGUACGGUAACAUUGAGUUUGAUUUGCGCGAAGGAAGCGGCCCGGAUGUGGCCAGGAAGCUGCGCCACGAUAUCGAGAACGCGUAUAGGACGAUCAACGGCUACCGGUCGCUCGGGGAAUCGGGACAACCGUGGUUGCAGCUACGGUACGAUCGUGCCUCUUUAGAGCACGUGCCAGCAUCGGAAUACACCGUGUUCCACUUCCUGUUGCCCGGCGUACCCGUCUUUCCACUGGACGUACUAACUAAGGGCAACGUGUCGCACGAGAGUGUGGAAACGCUGGAGAAGUUUCGUGCAUCGCCCUCAUUCCAGCACGGUCUGUUCAAUGUUUACAACGAUGCGAACGCAUCGGCGAUCGCAUACACACGCUAUAUGCUAAAAUCAGGCAACCCUGGAUACUUUGUCGCGUUGAAUCUCGCCCAGACCGAGCAGAAGAUGGUCGACUUUAGCGGUAUUGCCGGUAUCGGCAGUGAGCUGACGGUGGUAUUGACCAGUCAGAACUAUGACGUCCCGAACGUCGGUGUCAAAACAAAGGUGCCGGUUGAUGCAGUACCGCUGUCACCGCGAUCCGCUUUGAUUGCGACUUACGUACCGACGAAGUAA
Molecule: messenger RNA, 1938 nt
Organism: Anopheles marshallii
Lineage: Eukaryota; Metazoa; Arthropoda; Insecta; Diptera; Culicidae
Gene: CD98hc
Exons: 7
Coding region: 1-1938 (645 amino acids)
Biological process (GO): amino acid transport; carbohydrate metabolic process
Source: RefSeq, a predicted model, not a curated record